This is a messenger RNA of Phragmites australis (common reed), 719 nucleotides long. Its product is annotated as probable histone H2A.2. Gene Ontology annotation, molecular function: structural constituent of chromatin; protein heterodimerization activity; DNA binding. Bases 89 to 496 code for a protein of 135 amino acids. The record is from RefSeq and is a predicted model, not a curated record. Lineage: Eukaryota; Viridiplantae; Streptophyta; Magnoliopsida; Poales; Poaceae. The transcript is spliced from 2 exons. Gene Ontology annotation, cellular component: nucleosome.
ACGCUUCUUCUGCUGCCCCUCCGCACCGCGCUUUCUCCCGUCUUCUCCUGCCUUCGCCUCGCGGAUUCUUCACCUCGGAGCCCUAGCCAUGGCCGGAAGGGGGAAGGCGAUCGGCUCCGGCGCCGCUAAGAAGGCCACGUCCCGUAGCUCCAAGGCUGGGCUCCAGUUCCCCGUGGGGAGGAUCGCGAGGUUCCUCAAGGCCGGCAAGUACGCCGAGAGGGUCGGCGCCGGCGCGCCUGUCUACCUCGCCGCCGUGCUCGAGUACCUGGCUGCUGAGGUUCUUGAGCUUGCCGGAAACGCUGCGAGGGACAACAAGAAGACCCGCAUCGUGCCGCGCCACAUCCAGCUGGCCGUCCGCAACGAUGAGGAGCUCUCCCGCCUGCUCGGCACGGUCACCAUCGCCAGCGGCGGCGUCAUGCCCAACAUCCACAACCUGCUCCUCCCCAAGAAGGCCGGCGGCGGCAGCGCCAAGGCCGCGGCCGGUGAUGAGGACUAAAUCCUGACCGCUUGCCUCCAGUGGCGCCUCUCGUGGAUGCUGUACCAGUUGUGUGUUGUAGGCCGCCUAGGUGUUGCGUUCUAGCGGGUUGUUAGUAUGGAUGUGUUUGUACCGAUGCUAAACUAAGGUUUACUCUAGUAUGCUCUUGGAUUAGUAGGAGUGAUUCUGUAUUUGUUGCUACGUUUCUAUAAAAGGUGCAUCUUUGGAUGACUUGUUAAUCAAA